AUAAAAUGAAUUUUAGAAUAGAUGUAAAAUAAUACUAAUAAAAAGAACCAGAAGCUCCACCAGAGUUGCCGAACCUGACGCCUGCAAAACGGGUGCACCGUCGGCCCUUCCCCUGUAAAACGCCACACUUUGGCAACGCAGGCCUCCGGUGCGCGCGGGGAGUGACGUCAUCGGCGUGUUUGCGCACGCUGGCGUGACUCGAAGGCCGAACAGUCCCUCGGCUGCAGUGGGAAUGAAAAAGAUUGUUGUAUUUAGUGAGGGGAAGGGGAUGAAGACGUUGGUCACGCUGCUUGCGUCCUGCUUUGCUUAAUAAGAUGAUUUGCUGACAUCAAGGCUCUCCCAGCAGUCCUGAUUACUUUUGGACUUAAGAUCCAUGCAGGAAUUUGUAGUCCAACUAAUUCUGGCUGCAGUCCAACCCCCCCUCCAUCUUCUUCAAAGCCCCCCCCCCCUACUUGUACCAUUAAUUGGAUACGUUGUCCUCUCAUCUUCUCCCGGGAGAGACAAAGACCCCGCGGGGGGUGGGCUGUUGACACCUCCUGGUCCGGACGGCUUUAAAAGGAGGAGACUGUGUUUGGGGGGGGGUCGCACCACCAUUCACCUCCCGAGCCCCAGGAUGCAGGUCCCGAGCAGAGCCGCUGGAUACUCCGCGCGUAAUUACGCACCGGCGCCGGGGAAGUCCUUCACCAUCGACGCGCUGCUGGCCAAGCCGGACCAGCCCGCCUCGGACCGGGUGUGGCCCUGCGGGGUCAAGUACCCACCGGGGCCGAAGAACCACAUGACGUUGCCGCUGGCCCCGGCUCCUUCUUACGCCUACUCCGCCAACCUCCUGGCCGCCGGAUACUCGCUCUACUGCUGCCCGCCUUUCGGCUACCAGACCUCAUGCCGCGGAGCCUUUUACGCACAAGCCGCCGCGGCCAAAGUCGACGCCUUCAAAGCCAAAGGGGGCAAGUCCAAACGCAUGCGCACCAGCUUCACCAGCGAGCAGCUGUCCCGCCUGGAGAAGGAGUUCGCCCGCCAGCAGUACAUGGUGGGCUCGGAGAGGUUCCUCCUGGCCGCCGCCCUGCAGCUGACGGAGGCCCAGGUGAAAGUCUGGUUCCAGAACCGGCGCAUCAAGUGGCGCAAACAGAGUCUGGAACAGCAGCAGGCCAAGCUGGCCAAACUGGGCUUGGCUGUGGUCCCCAAGAGUCCUGGUUCUCAAGGCCAUGGCGAGGAGGAGGAGUUCUCGGACUCUGAAGUGGACGUGGAUGUGGACGUGGACGUGGACGUGGACGUGGACGUGGACGUGGACGUGGACGUGGAUGUGGACGUGGAUGUGGACGUGGAUGUGGAUGUGGACUUGGAUGUGGACUGCUAAGGCGACGUGAAGACUUUUGUACAUAGUGCUGCUGUAUCUGAUAUUUAAAUCCUGUAUGGUCAUAUAUUUAAUUUCUAUACAUCCAUCAGUCUUUCAAAUAUAUUUUAUGGAUUAAAAUUCUGCUGGUGGAUUUUGGUUUCCCCAA
Messenger RNA from Nerophis ophidion (straightnose pipefish), 1499 nucleotides. RefSeq names its product notochord homeobox (gene noto). NCBI's taxonomy places the organism in Eukaryota, Metazoa, Chordata, Actinopteri, Syngnathiformes, Syngnathidae. The transcript has 3 exons. The record is from RefSeq and is a predicted model, not a curated record. Gene Ontology annotation, molecular function: DNA binding; DNA-binding transcription factor activity, RNA polymerase II-specific. Gene Ontology annotation, biological process: regulation of DNA-templated transcription; central nervous system development; neuron differentiation. The coding region runs from base 374 to 1354 and encodes 326 amino acids.